AUGAAGGACAACAACUUGUUGAACAACCCCCUUGAUGUAUACAGAAAAGAGGCAACCAAUGGGAAGGAUGUGAAGGCGACAGAGAAAGGCCACAAGAAGGAGGACAGAAAAAAGGACGAAGAGCAGUUCCUCCAUGCUGACUCGCUAAGUGAAAUUUCAGUCUCGACCGUGAGCAACAGCACAGGCAUCGACUCAGAUUUAUAUAUGAGUGUUGUCCGGAAAAUUAAAAAAGAAAAACGGCAAAGGAGACGAGAACGGGAAAGGGAGAGGAGGAGGGCCCGGAAGAGAAAACGGGGAAGCCAGACAAGAAGUAGAACGGGGAGCAGCGGUAGAAGUGGAAAGGAGAACCAACGGGAGCAACAGCAGAUACUGGUGGAUCAAAAGGACGAGCAUGAAGUGGGAGAAUGCAAAGAGCGUGAGAAUAAUAGCAAGGAGAAUAUCAUAAGAAGGGACAAAAGGGAAGACAGAAAAGAAUCCAAGAGGGAAGGCAAAGGGGUGAGUGAGAGGGACCAUAAGAAGGAGCACAAAAAUGACGACCAAUCAGAGGACAGGAAGAGGAGGAAGAAGAAAGAGUCCACACAUGAGAAUAGGUCCAAUGAAGACAAAAGAACGAGGAGGAAAAGGGUUUCCAAGGAAAGCUACGAUAGCGACAGAAGGCACAGGAAGCAAAAGGAUGCAGCCAGGAAAAAGAAACACAAAAGGUCCAGAUCGAGGACAAAAAGCUCCUACGACGAACCCAUUCCCAAGGAUCCCUUCAAUCCCCUGCUCUUGGCGUACGAAAAGAAGAAAAAGCACAGACGCAAGAAAAUGAGCGAUGAAGGAUCAAUCACGAGCGAUAGGUGGAGGCACGACAGAUAUGAAAGCACAUCUGGUGAGGAAGCCGGUCCCGUUAGAGAAGCAAGACCAAAUAAGUCUGACCCCAAGGUGGACUUGCAACACGUGAGGAAAAAUUUGUGGAAGUCUAAGGCGGGGGGCGUCUGCAUUCCUCAAAUAAGCGAAGAUGCAAACUGA
Messenger RNA from Plasmodium coatneyi, 1011 nucleotides. RefSeq lists its product as uncharacterized. The transcript is spliced from 5 exons. The coding region runs from base 1 to 1011 and encodes 336 amino acids. NCBI's taxonomy places the organism in Eukaryota, Apicomplexa, Aconoidasida, Haemosporida, Plasmodiidae. The record is from RefSeq and is a predicted model, not a curated record.